Molecule: messenger RNA, 2949 nt
Organism: Sorghum bicolor (sorghum)
Lineage: Eukaryota; Viridiplantae; Streptophyta; Magnoliopsida; Poales; Poaceae
Product: protein argonaute 4A
Exons: 23
Coding region: 98-2779 (893 amino acids)
Biological process (GO): regulatory ncRNA-mediated post-transcriptional gene silencing
Cellular component (GO): cytoplasm
Molecular function (GO): protein binding; RNA binding
Source: RefSeq, a predicted model, not a curated record
AAGAAGAGGAGGGGGUUUUGCAGAGGAGGAGCAAGAAGUGGGUUUUCUGGCCUUCCGCUGCUGUCCUCGAGCUCCAUUUUGACAAAUCUGGCCUAGGAUGGAAUCCAGCGGUACCAAGGAUGGCCUCAACAAGGCGCCAAUUCUUCAGAGACUCCCAAUGUCGAGGCCUCAUGGGUCUGGCACAAAAGGGAACCAAAUACGGCUUCGUACAAACCACUUCAAAGUCUCAGUUCACAGGACUGAUGUCAUCUUCUACCACUACAAUGUGAGUGUGAAGUAUGAAGAUGAUAAACCAGUUGAAUCGAAAGGGGUAAGUAGAACAGUGAUCGAAAAGUUGCAGGAAAUCUAUCUGGCAAAUGUGGACUUUGUUUACGACGGUGAAAACAACCUAUACACAAUGUGUGCCCUUCAGAAUGUCGAGGAUGCGUUCAUGGUAGUAGUGGAGGAUGGUUCAUCUACAAAGACCCCUGGAGGAAAUGGAAGUCCAGAAGGAAGUGACACAAAAAGAAUGAAGCGGCCCAUGACUUGUAAGACGUACAAAGUGGAAUUGAAAUCAGUGGGAGAAUUUUGUAAAGAAAAAAAAUCAGUGGGAGAAAUCCCAUUGAGUGCCAUUGACAAAGUCCUGAGAGGUCAAGAAUCUGAUGAUUGUCAGGAAGCCCUUCGGGUUCUUGACAUCAUACUUAGGCAAAAGUCAGCGAAACAGGGUUGCCUUCUAGUUAGGCAAUCCUUCUUCCAUAGCCCUUCCGAGCCCAUUAAGUUGGGUGGUGGUGUUGUGCGAUGUCCAGGAUAUCAUUCCAGCUUUCGACCCACUCAAUCUGGACUUUCACUCAACAUCGAUGUGUCUACGACUAUGAUUGUGGAACCUGGGCCUGUCAUUAAUUUUAUACUGUCCAACCAGUAUAUCAAGGACCCUAGCAGAAUUGACUGGGGCAAAGCAAAGCAUGCAUUGAGGAAUUUGAGGAUCAAAACCACUCACACUAACUCUGAAUUCAAGAUUUCCAGCCUGAGUGAGAAGUCUUGCUAUGAACAGAAGUUCCUGUUGAAGCAAAGAAACGGCAAUGGACCCGAUGUCGUGGAAAUAACGGUCUAUGAUUACUACUUGAAGCAUUGGGAUAUAAGACUGCAGGAUUCUGCUAUUUUUCCCUGCUUGGUUGUUGGGAAGCCCAAGCGUCCGACAUAUCUACCGAUAGAGCUUUGCCAUCUAGUGUCACUGCAAAGGUACACAAAGGCUCUGACUGUACUACAGCGGUCCUCGCUGGUCCAAAGUUCGCGGAAGAACCCUAGAGAAAGGAAGUCAGAUUUGUCUAGUGCACUGCAACGCAUUAACUAUAAUUCGGAUGACAUACUGAAGAAGUGUGGCAUUUCAAUAGCUCCAGAGUUUGCUCAAGUUGACGGUAGAAUCCUUCAAGCGCCAAAGCUAAAAGCUGGGGAUGGUCAAGAUCUUAUUGCACGUGAUGGGAGGUGGAACUUCAUGAACAGGAAGCUCUUUGAGGCCAAGGGAGUGCACACAUGGGCUGCAGUUAAUUUUACGACAAGGUGGAAGCUUCAGGAUCUUGUUCGGAGGCUCAUUCACUGUGGUGACAACAAGGGCAUUAACAUUUCACCUCCUCAAUCUAUAUUUGAGGAGAGGCUUCAAGGGAAUGAAUCUGCGGCUAGUAGAGUCGAUGCUAUGUUAGAGCAGAUUAGAAAGAAGAUAGAAAAGCCCCCAACUUUCCUGCUGUGUGUUCUACCAGAUAAGAACAGUGACAUUUAUGGGCCAUGGAAGCGAAAAUGCCUUGUGGAAUAUGGUAUUGUGACGCAAUGUUUGGCGCCUAAAAAACUCGAUGAUCAGUACCUCACAAAUGUGCUGCUGAAGAUAAAUGCCAAGCUUGGUGGGUUGAAUUCACUUUUGGAAAUUGAAAGAAACCAGGCCAUUCCUAUUGUGUCGAGGGUUCCUACCAUUAUCUUUGGUAUGGAUGUUUCGCAUGGUGCACCACGGUCGAAUGUACCAUCCAUUGCUGCGGUUGUUAGUUCCUUGGGUUGGCCUUGCAUCUCCAGAUACAGAGCUUCCGUGUGCACUCUAUCACCCAGGGUGGAGAUUAUUGAUUCCCUGUUCAAGCCUCAGGGAAACGAAGACCGUGGCCUCAUAAGUGAGUUAUUAUUUGAUUUCUACCUUAGCUCUGGUAAGCAAAGACCAGAACAAGUCAUCAUUUUCAGGGAUGGAGUUAGUGAGGGCGAGUUUAAGCAUGUUCUGAACAUUGAGCUGGCACAGAUCAUUGAGGCAUGCAAAUUUCUGAAUAACAGUGGAGAUACCUGGCUCCCCAAGUUCACAGUGAUUGUUGCGCAGAAGAACCAUCACACAAGGUUUUUCAGAGAUGGCAAUAAUGAUACGGCUAAUGUCCCUGCUGGUACUGUUGUGGACACGGGAAUCUGCCACCCCAGAUACUAUGAUUUCUACAUGUGUGCUCACGCCGGCAGGAUUGGGACAACAAGGCCAGCGCAUUACCAAGUGCUGCACGAUGAGAUCGGCUUCUCUCCCGAUGCUCUGCAGGAGCUCAUCCACUGCCUCUCCUAUGUGUACCAGAGGAGCACCUCAGCCAUAUCAGUCGUUGCUCCGGUGUACUACGCGCACCUCGCGGCUGCGCAGGUGCGGCAGUUCGUCAGGUUCGAUGACGCGUCAGAGACGGCGUCGUCGGCCAGUGGCGGCCAGGCGUCGUCAGCCAGUGGCGGCCAAGCGCAGCCGGUUCCGGAGCUGCCUCGGCUGCAUAAGAAUGUCAAGUCUUCCAUGUUCUUCUGCUGAGUUCAGCAGCGCAGUGGGGCCGAUGUUGAUGAUUCGGGGUGCUUAUUGGACUGGGAGUCUCGGACACAUUCUGGUCGAAAUAAUGUGCUUUUUGCCUUUGGACCUAGCUGCUACUACUAUUAUGUCUACCCCAUCUAUUUAUUUUAUUAGAGACCUUUUACUGGUUGAAA